AUGCCAUCGACCCCAUGGACAAAACCGGACACAAGCACAUGCCCAAUCGCCGUAUUCGGCGGCGGCAUAGUGGGCCGACGAAUCGCCAUGAUGUGA
This is a messenger RNA of Penicillium digitatum Pd1, 96 nucleotides long. NCBI's taxonomy places the organism in Eukaryota, Fungi, Ascomycota, Eurotiomycetes, Eurotiales, Aspergillaceae. The record is from RefSeq and is a predicted model, not a curated record.